CUUGCAUCAACAAGAUUACUAUCUCCUCCAACGUCGUGGUAACACUUCCCAAGGAUAAACAGUACAAGCAGUACACACUCGACUCCUUGAAAACUCUCUUAAUCCUCGCGGCAGUGAGGGACCGACCACCUGGCACUCAUCAUCCCCUCUUCCUUUGGUAUCUACCUACUGUUAGUCUUGGGAGACCAAACCUAUCGCCAAAAAUAAUGACUUCCGAGAAAUCUGUACAGAUUCAGUCGUCUUCGUCGGUCGGCGGAGAAACAGCCACAGACAACACAGACUCGAGCCUCGGCGGUCGUCUGACUGGAACCCUACAAGGCGUCGUCAACAAGACCGUCGCCGUCGGUGGCAAUGUCAUGGAUAGAUACUUGCCGCCGCCUCAAAAACGAGAACGAUGGAAGACCCGAAUCAUCACCUUCGCCACGGAAAGGCCGUAUCUCGCCGGAUUUCUAGCUUCACAGGUCGCGUUGAGUGGUCUACCGUUGAUUCUUUUCAUCUGUAUCACGGUGUCGGUUUUUAUUUUUUCUGUACUGGCCGGGAUCUUAGUCGGGAUCAUCGGUGGACUUUUAUUCGUUGUACCGGUCAUUGGCUUUGCACUACUCGUGCUCAUACCCGUAAUGUUCUUCACGACUGCUGCGGCGGUGUGUAUUUGGUUCUGGGCUUUGGUUGCGUACACCAUCAUUGAUUAUUUCAAUCACCAAAAAGAAACAUCUUCCAAGGCCCAAAAUGGUGAAGAUGUCAAGAUGAAGAACAGUUCAUCAAAUGGCGCACCACCUCAGACAACAAAACAAGGGACAAAGGAUCUGUCUACUCUUGGUUCGGCGGCAGAAGCGGUCGGUCCAGAAGCACAACCAGAUUCAAGCUCCGACGGCGGGAACUCAAAGUCGGCGUCACACACCUAG
This is a messenger RNA of Exophiala oligosperma, 902 nucleotides long. RefSeq lists its product as uncharacterized. Bases 207 to 902 code for a protein of 231 amino acids. The record is from RefSeq and is a predicted model, not a curated record. NCBI's taxonomy places the organism in Eukaryota, Fungi, Ascomycota, Eurotiomycetes, Chaetothyriales, Herpotrichiellaceae. The transcript has a single exon.